AUCAUCAUCCUAUGGUAUCUGUGGUAUAAGUUUGGUCGAUUGAGAAGAAAAAUCAAACAAAGGAAAAGGAGAUAAAAUACUCAAAGAUAUGAAUAAGUACUCUUGGGUUUGGGUAUUACUAUUAUGUUUCUCAGUAAUCCUUAACCUGUUACUUGCUAGUUAUGUGCUUAUUAAUGAAGGCAAUAGUAAGAUAUUAAGUAUUUUGAGAAGCAGUGAUGAAGAAAACGAGUUGAGUUGGACAAGAAGAUCAGCAAAAGAGGCUGAAGAUGUAGCUUCAAUUUCUUGUUCUGGUGAUGGUCGUGCUUUCUUAGAUGGUAUUCUAUUAACUGCUAAUCAUUUGGAAGGAGCAAACGGAGGCGAUCCACUUCCAAGUUGCGAGUGCAAUUCUUGUUAUUAUGGCGCUGAUUGCUCUCAAUUCUCUCCUGAUUGUCCUGCUGAUGCUGAUAGUGGGGAUCCGAUAUUUCUGGAGCCAUUUUGGAUGAAACAUGCUGAAAGUAGUGCGGUUAUGGUGGCUGGGUGGCACCGCAUGGCUUACAAAUUUGGAUACGAGCAUGGUACUUUCAUUUCAAAGGAGCUCGAGAGGCUUCUUAGAGAAUUGCAUGCAACGGUUGGAAAUGCAAAUACCACCGGAAAGUUCAUGGUUUUCGGUGCUGGAUCCACACAACUUCUCAAUGCAGCAAUUUAUGCACUUUCCCCUCAGGAUCCACCAUCUCCCACCAGGAUUCUUGGAUCCAUCCCUUUUUACCCGCUCUACAAGUCCCAAACAGAUCUCUUCAACUCUAAGAACUUUGAAUGGGAAGGAGAUACAUCUAUGUGGAAGAAUACGUCGUUGCCGUCAGAAUAUAACUCGUCCGUGAAUUUCAUCGAAUUUGUAACUUCUCCGGACAAUCCAGAUGCUGAACUGAAGGAACCAGUUCUUCUUAAAGGCCCAUCUGUUAAAACAAUUUUUGAUCACGCUUAUUAUUGGCCUCAUUAUACUGCUAUUCCAGCUCCUGCAAAUGAAGACCUCAUGAUCUUUACUCUUUCUAAGCUUACUGGUCAUGCAAGCAGCAGAUUCGGGUGGGCAUUGAUAAAGGAUCAAGAAGUGUAUGAAAGAUUUCUAAACUACAUGACCUUGAAUAGUUUUGGUGUUUCUCGUGACUCCCAGUUGAGAACUUUGAAGCUUCUGAAAGUAGUACUUGGAACUGGGAAAGAGUUAUUUGAAUUCGGACACAGAACAACAAGGACUAGAUGGGAAAGCUUAAACAAAGUCCUAUCUGCAUCAAAACGUCUUUCCCUUCAGAAACUCAUCCCUCGAUAUUGUAAAUAUUUUCAAAAUGUCACCGUUCCUUCUCCAGCUUAUGCGUGGGUGAAGUGUGAGAAAGAAGAAGAUGAGAAUUGCUACGAAGCACUGCUAAGAGAUGGUGGUAUAAUUGGUAGACAUGGAAGCAAUUUCCAUGCUGAAAAUCGUUAUGUACGUCUAAGCCUUAUCAAGAGUCAGGAUGACUUCGAUUGGCUACUUAAACGCAUGACAGCCCUAGUUUCUCAAGAACAAGUGCGUGAAGGAUAUGGCGGCAAAACAAUCUGAAUAUCCAUUGUAGUGGAUAUCAUCAGUUAUAUCAUCUAUCGAUGAUAGAAUUACUAGCUUGUUUAAUAUAACUUCACUUUGUCUGUAACGAAGUUGGUAAUCAACUACAUUAAGAAAAACAAGAAUGUAUGUAUCAACUAGUCCUUUAUGUGCAAUGCAAUUAUAUCUAGAAAACCCAAACAAA
Molecule: messenger RNA, 1751 nt
Organism: Papaver somniferum (opium poppy)
Lineage: Eukaryota; Viridiplantae; Streptophyta; Magnoliopsida; Ranunculales; Papaveraceae
Product: tryptophan aminotransferase-related protein 3-like
Exons: 5
Coding region: 89-1567 (492 amino acids)
Biological process (GO): amino acid metabolic process
Molecular function (GO): transaminase activity; carbon-sulfur lyase activity
Source: RefSeq, a predicted model, not a curated record